This is a messenger RNA of Carassius auratus (goldfish), 2418 nucleotides long. RefSeq names its product trichohyalin-like. Bases 142 to 1767 code for a protein of 541 amino acids. Lineage: Eukaryota; Metazoa; Chordata; Actinopteri; Cypriniformes; Cyprinidae. The record is from RefSeq and is a predicted model, not a curated record. The transcript is spliced from 6 exons.
UUUAAUAUUAUUAAAAUGUGCCGAUGCAUUGACUCGGCUGCAUAUUUAGUCUGUCUGUUCAAUUAAUUGCAUAAACUUGGUACCAAAGGUAUUAUUUACUAGAAAAUAAGCAAUGCCUGAUCAACUGGACCACAGUUUAGAAUGUUUUUUUUUAAUUCCUGUGAGUCAUACAGCUCUGGCUUGUCUCUCUCCCUUACUCCGUGUGGGAAGCUGAUGGACAUGAAGUCCAGGCAAACGGCCCGUAUGAAAGGGUUCUGGACCAGAGCCAAGGAAUGGGCACAAAAAGUCAAAAAGUCCCGCAAUCAGGCAAAGAUUUUUGACAACAGUGCCCUGCUGGUGAAACUGAAGGCCCUUGGGUACUUUCCCCUCCUGAUAUGGGGAAAGUAUAGACCACAAAACAAAAAGUGGAUGGGCCAGCUCCAGUGCCCCUUCGAGCUGCCAGUGGUAGCCCAUGCGAUCCUGGAGAAGAUAUUGUGCUUAUUUGAAGGUUUGUUAGAAGCAUGUUAUCCUGAAAGAGAGGAGAUGGGGCAGCAAGAGAGGACAGGAGAAGAAGAUGAGUCAGAAAGAGAAAUAGAUGAUGAAGACCAGAGAGUACAUGGGGGGCAGCGUAAAAUAGGAGAGACUGAGUUGAGGGAUAGGCAGGAGAUGGAGAUAGAGGCACAGGGAGAGAGAGUAGAGAGUGAGCGAGGAGAGAUAGAGGUACAGGAAGACCAAGUGGAGAGACUAGAGAUGGAGGAACAGGAAGAGAGAGUAGAGAGUGAGAGAGGAGAGAUAGAGGUACAGGAAGACCAAGUGGAGAGACGAGAGAUGGAGGAACAGGAAGAGAGAGUAGAGAGUGAGCGAGGAGAGAUAGAGGUACAGGAAGACCAAGUGGAGAGACGAGAGAUGGAGGAACAGGAAGAGAGAGUAGAGAGUGAGAGAGGAGAGAUAGAGGUACAGGAAGACCAAGUGGAGAGACUAGAGAUGGAGGAACAGGAAGAGAGAGUAGAGAGUGAGAGAGGAGAGAUAGAGGUACAGGAAGACCAAGUGGAGAGACGAGAGAUGGAGGAACAGGAAGAGAGAGUAGAGAGUGAGCGAGGAGAGAUAGAGGUACAGGAAGACCAAGUGGAGAGACGAGAGAUGGAGGAACAGGAAGAGAGAGUAGAGAGUGAGAGAGGAGAGAUAGAGGUACAGGAAGACCAAGUGGAGAGACUAGAGAUGGAGGAACAGGAAGAGAGAGUAGAGAGUGAGAGAGGAGAGAUAGAGGUACAGGAAGACCAAGUGGAGAGACGAGAGAUGGAGGAACAGGAAGAGAGAGUAGAGAGUGAGAGAGGAGAGAUAGAGGUACAGGAAGACCAAGUGGAGAGACGAGAGAUGGAGGAACAGGAAGAGAGAGUAGAGAGUGAGCGAGGAGAGAUAGAGGUACAGGAAGACCAAGUGGAGAGACGAGAGAUGGAGGAACAGGAAGACUUUGAAGAGCUGGCACUGAUGGAGACAGAGAAGCAGAGAGAACAGGCAGAGGAAAUGGGGAAAAAAGAGAUUGAGGCAAAGAAGAAAGUAGUAGCACCAAACAGGAAGUCAACUGUCAAGAUUUCAGCGAAAAGGACAAGGAAAAGAAGCCAAAACAAUGAUGAUGCUCACCCGUAUCACAGCACACUGGACAUUUUCCCAGUGCAAUAUGUGUCCAAGACACGUGAAAAGAAGAUGCACAGCAAUACGGAGAAAAUUCUGUACGACUCCAAAAGGCCCGGCCCCCAUCUUGGGAACCGCAGGAGAACACCAGAAUGACUGUAUCGUAAAGGAAAGUCUGCUGAAAAUACUGUUGUCUCAUUGAUGGUGCAAAGAAACAAAUGUUGUGUCCCUUAAACUGGGCCAUGUGCACAACAUUAAAGUUGUAUUGCAUAGAAUUGAUUACAAUCUAAUUAAACAGUAUUUGUUUUAUAAAUCAGUUUCAUUAUUUGUUCCUUAUGCUGGGUGUUGGGAAGGACUUCAUCACAUCCAGUAUUUCCAUUAUCCAAAAGACCAAUCGUUGUAUUGUGCAGUUUGCCUUUCCACUACCUUCCACCCAGAGAAACUAGUUUGCAUUGUCUGGCACUUCCUAUGAGCAUUUCACAAUAAAAGUUCUGUUGUUUCUGCUCCUCUGAAAAAUAGGAAGUGAUAUUUUCACUAGAGUACUUGAGGGUGUAUGAAUAUCUUUCAUUUAGUCCUGUGACAAAGUUUCAUUUUCACCUCAUUCUGGCCCCAUAUAUUCAAGCUAUUUAAUCAAGCACAAUCACGCCUGUAUGUACAAUAGUAACCCCAAAACUGUAAAAUACCAAAAUAAUAAAAGUUUACACACAAAAAGAUAUCCCUCUAUAUUCAUAUUGAGCAAAACGUAUGACAUAAUACCUAUUUUUAGCAUUUACCCUCUUUUAACAUAAAACAUUCACAUUUAUGGGA